AUGAAUCAAGUGGUCGACGCAUUGGAGAUGGAGAACUUUUCCGUCAAUACAAUCUUUCAGCCCUUCUCACUCACUCGCUCCAACUUUUAUGAAGGAAUCUUCAUCAUCUUUAGCCAAUGGAUCAUUCAUGACAACCGUGUUCGCAAAGAGUAUCAUCAGGCCGUUGGAGAUGCUAUCGAUAAUAUACUUGAACAAAUUCAUGCCGACAAAAUCACACUAGAGAUGGGCGCCCAAGAUGCGCAUCAGAUGCGCAACGGAUUCUUCCACUUAAUGCGAUACAACACCUCGCCAAUUGGGCUCCUAAUAGCGCACUCAAUCCAUGCGACAACGCGCCCAUAUACAUACUACCUGGAGAAGAAAUCCCUCUCUGCAUUUGGAAAACCUUCAAAAGAUCUGAGUUUAGACCAAGCAAGGGAGGUUAUUAUGAGCACACUUAUUAGUGCCAGGCGUCCAAGUAGAGCUGUUACUGAUAUGAGUAAAAGAGCAAGUCUUUUCUGCAAAGGAGCGAUUAUUACCAUUGCGGCUAAAUCUCUUUAUAUGGCAUCAUUCUCAAGUGCCAAAGCCAUCGAUAUCGCGAGACUGGUAGUCUGGGGAUCAAGUCUAGUGAUGGUCGGCAGAUUUGGGAUUUUCAUUACAAAUAACUACAUGUCAUGGAGAAGUUCGCGGCAUAAUAGAACGAGGAGCGACUAA
Trichoderma harzianum CBS 226.95 is the source of this 690-nucleotide messenger RNA. RefSeq lists its product as hypothetical. NCBI's taxonomy places the organism in Eukaryota, Fungi, Ascomycota, Sordariomycetes, Hypocreales, Hypocreaceae. Bases 1 to 690 code for a protein of 229 amino acids. The record is from RefSeq and is a predicted model, not a curated record. The transcript has a single exon.